AGAACAAAUUUAUAGUAGAUAUUAAUGAAUUAUACGUAACUACCCGGUGACGGAUUGAUUCACAUGUUUGGAGGCUCUAUUCAAAUAGGCCUAAAUUAAUAGCUGCUGAGUCAGACUCGACUAGGUCUUAAAGUUUCCGUUUGGGGGUUCGCCCAUGUUUUAUUAAGAAUUCAAGUAAUUUGUCAACUUAGGACAUAAAAAAGACCCAGGACGAAAUCGAAGAAUGGAAGUAGCAUACGUAAUGUAUGAUUUCCUCUUGCAUGGGAGAAAAAUAUCGGUAGUUAAAACGAUCACAAUUCCGAUCGCGUUGAUCGACCGUCUGCUAAUCCACGAGGAGCAAGGCAUCACAUUGACACUCAGUAUCUGAACGCACUUUGAAGUUGAUCAUUAACUAGGACAGUACUCAGUGAGCUUUUGGCAAGUUCUCUGUAAAAUGUAAAAAUCCCUACACCUACUUAAAGCUAAUGGUAUAGUACAUUGGCGGAACAAGGAUUUAAUAUAUUGAACUGGGGGAAGAAUCAGAAAUUUGUUUCAUUUUGGAGGGAACGUCUUUAUAUCUUCAUAAUCACGGACAAGAUAACAUCGAUUGAAUCUUGAUAACAGAAAGAGGACUCCGUUGGAAAUUUUUAAACAGGAUUUCGAUCACAGAAGUAAAAUGGGUUGUCGAGGUAUGAUUCCCGUUGCUUCGCUGAUAGCAGCUGUCCUGCAAUGUGUUGGAGUAGCAAUGUUCUGUAGUUCGGCGAUCCUUGGAUUUAACGAAUCCCUUCUUCUCCUCGACAGUAACCAAACACUCGCCGAUAUCGCACAUGACAACUAUGUCUACAACAUCGAGAUAGGUGUGUAUGCCUGGACAGCUUUCAUGAUGCUCUGGGCUGUUGGUUUUCUCUUUAGCGCCUUCAUGACCACGGCACAAACUAGCGCAAGGUUCGCCCAUGAGGGCGGUAAUCUAUGCUGCAGUUCAUUAGGAUGUGUUGGAGCGGCACUCUUUUUCAACUACAUUGUCCUGAUAUUAUGGGUCGCUAUUUUGUGUGCCUCAUCUUUACUCUUCACUUUUUCACUGAUGAUUAGUGGUUAUCAGGAUAUCAACAAUGGUGAAACAAGUCCGACUUCAGUUGAUUUUUCAUAUUAUGGUUUAAAGAUUGAUCAAGUAGUAGAAGUUGAAGAACUUCAAGGAAUUAGCGAUGCGAUGAUCCUCUAUUUCUCCCUAACGGUUGGCGGCUCUGCCCUCGUUACAUUUGGUUUAAUCAACUCCAUCGCUUGUAUGUCAAGUAAUUGGAAGCAUCUAAAAGUUGGUGACCAGUGGAAAGGCUACGCACAGAAGAGAAAACAAGAAGAAAGAGAACUUCAUGAGAUGACAUCAUACAAAUCAUCGGAACGGCUCGCAAAUAGUCUUUACUAUUAAUUCAUUUAUCUUGAUGGUGUUAAUUUGGAGUUCAAUUUGGAUAAUUCAUGAUUCAACCUUGUUAUCACAUCAUAUCUUGGUCUAAAAAAAACCAUGAAUAUCGUGAAUCUCAUAGCACUAGUGGACGCGUAGUGGUUCUGACUUUCAACCAGUGGGUCGUGGGUUCGAAUCCUUGCCAUGGCGUGUUUUCCUUCAGCAAGAAAUGUAUUCACACUGUGCUACACUAGACCCUGGUGAGGUGAAUGGGUACCCGGCAGGAUUAAUUCAUUGAAUGCACGAGCGUUGAAAGGCAGCUCGAGCUAAAGCCGGUGUAAUAAUAAUAAUAACAAUGCGCCUCAGACUAGAUUGUUUCUAGAUAGAUGGCGCCAUACAAAUGACUAUUAUUAGUAUUAUUGUUAUUAUCAUUAUUAUUGUUAUUAUUAUUAUCAGCAUAAAUAGUAAUAGCUUAUGACUUGAGCUAUGAAUAGAAAUCUACAUCUUAGGGUUCCUUUAAAAUAAACACAUUAUGCUUUAAUGUAUGAAAUCAAUCUAAUGAGAUUGGAUCUGGGGUUGUAAUUUCCUUUUCGAGCAAUCUGCCUCUUCCUGCAAAAUCUGAAUGAAACAAUAAUAUAUAGGAUUUUUUUUAAAUGAUAUUUUUUAUUACAAAAUAUCUACGACUCACCAAAAUUAUUUAUCAAUUAUUGCGUUUGUAAUGUUUUGACAAAAUGUAUAUGAUACGAAUGAUAUGAAUGCAGGAGAAAACAAUAAAUAAAAAGCAAAUAAAAAAAAUUGAGAUCUUAUAAGAAUGGUAAUACAGUCCAUAUGUUUUUCACCUUAUUUUAAAGAUAUUUUUAUUUUAUUCCACAAUAUCAAUUUACGAAAUAAAAAAGAUUAAGCGUUGCACUUGUGUACAUUUUAACUUUGUGUUAUUUUGAAAAUAACCUCAUUAAAAAUGCAGUUCUUUUCACGCUUUACUAUACAUUAUAUUCGCUAGCAUUUGACUUUAUGCAAUUUUAUAUGUACCAGACUGCAGUGUAAAAUAUAAAAUGUGAGGAUAUGAUUGAAUGUCAGGAUAUCGACACCGAUAAUACUCUAAAAAGUAAAAAUAAGAAAGAAAUCCAUUCUAAAAGGAAAUAUAUGGAUUUUAUAAACGUAAAAUAGUAUUUCGCCAAUGUUCGUAUAAACAAUUAAUAAGACAGUAUUUUUACUUGUAUACGACAAUGCAUUGUACAUAUUAUAUUCACAAUGUAUAUAGCGAGAGAGAUAUAAUGACUUGUAUUUUCUUAUUUAUGAAUAUGAUUUUAUUCAAAAGAUUCAUUAUACUAUAUGCUACUCUGUGAUUUAAUACAUGUAUAAUUAUUUUAUACUUUGCGUCUAUACAAACAUUAAAGAAAAUAAGCAAGUUUGACAAAUUCAUAGGAUCUGGAAAGCGUUGCUUUAGAAAUACUUACAGCAUGUCCUACAAUUAAAAGUUGUUUUGAAUAAAUAAGAAAAUCAAACAAGUUUGACACUUUCAAUUUCAUCAAAAUUGGAUGUGAAAUAAAAACAAAAAACAAGGUUCGCUUAAUUUCACAAAACAGAUUAAGCAAUUUCAUAUUCUAUAUUCCUCCAUACAUCUUCCUACACCUCUCUCUAUCUAUUUCUCUCUCCCUCCCUCACCCCCCCCCCCUCUCUCUCUCUCCCACACACACAUCCUCACACACACACACACCCACACACACACACACACACACACACCCUCACACACACACACACACACACCAUCACACACACCAUCACACACACACAUCCUCACACACACACACAUCCUCCAUCCCUUUUUCUAAGCGUGUAAGCAGCAUAUACUGACCGAUAUAUUUGAAUGUAAAAACACAGUAUAAUGAUAAUGAUAACAAUAAUGAUGCACGUGUAUAUGGGACUUAUUUUAAUGCUCUUUAGAAUGUGCAUUUCUGUUUGUAUGUUAUGUCAUUCAAUGUUUGUAUGACACAUUUCAUAUUAAAAUAUUAAUUGUCGGUAUGAA
Lytechinus pictus (painted urchin) is the source of this 3401-nucleotide messenger RNA. RefSeq names its product neuronal membrane glycoprotein M6-b-like. The transcript has 7 exons. Gene Ontology annotation, cellular component: plasma membrane. Gene Ontology annotation, biological process: neuron projection development. The record is from RefSeq and is a predicted model, not a curated record. The coding region runs from base 656 to 1402 and encodes 248 amino acids. Lineage: Eukaryota; Metazoa; Echinodermata; Echinoidea; Temnopleuroida; Toxopneustidae.